CUUAGUACUUUCUCAUCCUCUCUCUCUCUCUCACACUCCAACAAAAAAAGGGUAAAAGAACACUCCAAAAAGGAGUGGGAGAAACGAGGCGACUUUAACAUAAAGGAGCCAAACAUAUAUACCUUUCUUCUGCCUUGGAAUUAAAUUGGAAGACAAAAAAAAAAAUGGUGGACUUGGCUAGGGUUCAAAAGGAACUUCAUGAAUGCAACAGAGAUGUAGAGGUUUCUGGUAUAAAUGUAAGCCUUAAAGGUGACAGUCUCACUCACUUGAUUGGUACAAUCCCUGGUCCUAUUGGUACUCCUUAUGAAGGUGGUACUUUCAAGAUCGAUAUCACUCUUACUGAUGGCUACCCGUUUGAGCCUCCAAAAAUGAAAUUCGCCACAAAAGUUUGGCAUCCUAACAUAAGUAGUCAAAGUGGAGCAAUAUGCCUAGACAUCCUGAAGGACCAGUGGAGCCCAGCGCUAACUCUCAAGACGGCUCUCCUUUCUAUACAAGCAUUACUUUCUGCUCCUGAGCCCGAUGAUCCACAAGAUGCAGUUGUUGCACAACAGUAUCUUAGAGACCAUCAGACCUUUGUUGGCACAGCUCGUUACUGGACUGAAACUUUUGCAAAAACAUGUGCUGCAGAGGAGAAGAUACAAAAGCUUGUGGAAAUGGGCUUUCCUGAAGCUCAAGUGAGGAGUACUUUGGAAGCAACUGGUUGGGAUGAAAACAUGGCUCUCGAAAAGCUGUUGUCCAGCUAGAGAACCCUUUAAUUGCAACUCAUAUUUUGGAUAUAGAAGAUUAUAUCCUGCAACCAAAAGCUGAAUGCCCAGAAAAGAGUCGCUCUGUUAUACUGUUGGUUGGCAAUCUUGCCUGUGUCCUUUAUGCUUUGCUGUUGACAUUUCGUCACAUCCUGAUGUUAUUCAAAGAAUUUAACCCAAGCUUGCAUGUUGCUGUCUUCUUUUGUAAAUUUAUUCUGCUAUAUUAAUAUAAAUGGAUUCUUGCA
Molecule: messenger RNA, 988 nt
Organism: Lycium barbarum (goji berry)
Lineage: Eukaryota; Viridiplantae; Streptophyta; Magnoliopsida; Solanales; Solanaceae
Product: ubiquitin-conjugating enzyme E2 27
Exons: 5
Coding region: 165-743 (192 amino acids)
Biological process (GO): proteasome-mediated ubiquitin-dependent protein catabolic process; protein polyubiquitination
Cellular component (GO): nucleus
Molecular function (GO): ubiquitin conjugating enzyme activity; protein binding
Source: RefSeq, a predicted model, not a curated record